UCCCGUCAACCCGCUCUGCCACAACAGCUGGGGGAGGAUUUCCGAGCCAGUCAUGGCGAAGAUGGUGGCAGCUACGGGCGUGGAGAUCCAGCUUUCGCCCGGAUAGCGAGAGAAGCGUCACCAGGAGCCGGAUCAGGUCUUGCAAAGCCGCACCACCCUCCAAGGUAGAAGAGAGACCAGUCAAGGGGGAAAGGGAGGCGACCAGCGGCGGACGGAAGAGCGCGCACAAUAGCCAGCGCGCGCGCACACUGCUGCUGGAUACAUGCAGGCAGGCGAAACUCUCUGGAUCCCCCGGACCAGGAGCCAUCGAGACGGACGAUCGAUUCCCCGCUGGCGAGACACCCGAGGGGAUCCGUGGAAGUGCUCCGGAGAUCCUCCGCUCUCUCCUUGAGGGAAUGCGAGGGAAGGAAACCCAGCGUCACUUGCAAAUAAGCGGACUGGAUCUGCUCUCCAAACGCAGGAAAUUCGGCCUGGGAAAAAGUUUGGAAGCUUUUGGAGGCGACCGAGAAGGGAGGGGAGAGGGCUUCUCUUCUCACUGACGUUUGGCACGCGUUUUACGACUUGACUUUUUCAGUACUUCCAGUCAGGCUGUGGUGCGUUCGGCGGCGCAGAAAGGAAGCCGUACACGCUGCUGCUGUUGUUAUUGCACGACUUUUGAUCAUCUCUAUUUAUAGACCGAGCCAGGCUGUAUGUUUUGCCUGCUGCGCGCAACAAGUUGCAGACACUCCCAGCCGACGCACAUUUGGACCAACCUGUACGCUGGAUUCCUCCGUGUUUUCCUCCGCUCUCGCUUGGAUUAUUGGCGUUUUGAGUCGCUGCUGGACCUCCUGCUCUCAAGGCCGAGGAGGAAAAUCCUCUGACUCGGAGAGGGAGUUCAGGAAAGGACGGGGCCGGAUCUGUGGGAAGAGGCCUGCCUGUCAGGCCGCUAAUGCUCCGCUCUCUGGACUUCACUGAACUCCAAAAAGGGAGCGCUGCCUCGGAGAGUUCCAAACCUUACAAAGAUAGAGGAGACACAACUCUUCCGGAGGAAUGAAGGAGAAGGUAAUUUUUUUUUGAUGCAAGACUUAAGAACUUGGAUUGAGGGCUGAAUUCUUCUCUCCCUCUCUCUGGCCUGACCGUGGUUUUUGGAAGUUUAUAGUCCCUCAAGGUUCAUUUGUAGUGAACAAACAUUCUGUUGUUGUAGGGAGGAUAUGAGUGACUGCAUUAUUGUACUCCACGCCAUAAACAUCUGCUGACAGUGAGCGUCUGCCCCCACGAUGACACCCUGGCUCAAUAGGUCGGACGGUAAACCCUGACAUUUUUAGUGUCACCUGGCUUAAGUAGUUUGAAUCACCCGGAGAGGCUCAUUUCCAGACAGCCGAUGUGAGGAUCUAUGUGGGGGAAAACCCUCCUUGCACCAUCAGCAUAUCUGAGAAGGAUGUUGAAAUUGACUGAUGCUGUUUUUCUAGCCCGCUGGAAAGAAAGCUGGGCUCCAACUCAAAGGCUGUUUAGAGAAGGAUUCCUGUAAUAUGGGUACUGACGCAGAGCGGAGGUCAUAGAAUGAACUGUUCAAUAAACUGGAGCGGCCCAUCUAGCAUGGAUGAGUGUGCAGGCUUCUGUGAGCACAGCGAUGACGUCUGAGACGUGCUCUGAGUUCACCAAGUGUGAUUAUUUCAACAACACCUUCGCUCUUUCCCCCGCUCCGCGUGCCUCCCUCUGCCUGUGCUGCGCAUGCAAUAGACUGGGUCUGGCUGCCUGAGCUCCACCUGAUGAUCGUUCUCCACACCACCCGACUGUGACAAUGUCAUCUGCGGAACCUGAGCAGCAGCUUGUGAUGCAUGGCACCAAAGUGAGCUGUGCCUCCAGUGGAGAUUGCGGCGUGACGGUGCAGAUCACCAACAACGCUCCACAAGGCCAGCAGCAUGGACCAGUGAGGGUCGGCAACAGUAGGGAGAUGGAUGAAGGCCGUUCGAACAAAACCAACCCUGGCCUUCACAAAUACAGCAUCUCUUCUAGCUGCAGCUCCGACUCUAGACCACCUGUGAAUUCUCCCUCCAGAGCGCAGCGGAGGGCGCCCCCGCUUUUUGAACGCUCGGCCGCCCAGUGCUGGGACCCCAAGUUCGACUCCCCGAUCCUGGAAGAAGCUUGCCAGGAGAGGUGCUUCCCCCAAACGCAGCGGCGCUUCAGAUAUGUCCUCUUUUACCUGGCCGUGGCCGCUCUUCUCUGGGGGCUCUACUUCGGGGUCAAUCAUGAGCGGUGUCAUCCGGUGUCCUUCCUGGCUCCCACGGCGUCUUUCUUGGUUCUUUUACUGCUCCUGUUCCUGUUCACCCUGACUCAACAAUACACUCAAGUGUACAACCAAACCUCCUUGCUGCUGAUAGCCGUCACCUUUGCCAUCACGCUAGCUCCACAGAUACAGACUGCUGGUUACUCUGAGCUGGAGUGGGCCGCCGGUGGAAACGGUUCACACCUAGGCAAGCUGGACAAGUAUCCCACCCCUUGCAUCUCUCCUGUGGCAACAUUUUCGUUUUGUAUCGAAGUGCUGUUACUGCUGUACAGCGUCCUCCAUGUUCGCCUGUACGCCUCAGUGCUACUCGGACUCCUGUACUCGGUACUGUUUGAAGCUUUGGGCUGGUUGCCGUUGCUCCACAGGGAUGACCUCUCUACAUUCGACUGGGGCGGGGACACACUUCGCUGGCUGGGCCCGGCCAAAGCGCUGCUUCACCUGUGCGCCCAUGUCAUCGGCAUCCACCUGUUCAUCAUGUCCGAGGUGCGCUCCCGCAGCACCUUCCUCAAAGUCGGCCAGGCUGUUAUGCACGGCAAAGACUUGGAGGUGGAGAAGGCCCUCAAAGAACGCAUGAUCCACUCGGUCAUGCCUCGGCGUGUCGCAGAUGAGCUGAUGAAGCAGGGCGACGACGAGUGCGGCAGCGUGGAGAACUCUGGCAAGCGCUUUUCAGCCGGUGCCUGCUCUGCUUCCGGCAUCAUCGUGGGCGGCGUCGGAGCUCCUGGAGUUUCACAAUCUCAAAGUGUUACAAGCUCCAAAAUCUACCCUCAUAACAACCACAAACGGAAGAAAACAUCCAUCCCACGAGGCCAGAUCAUUUUCCGCCCCUUCAACAUGAAACGAAUGGAGCCGGUCAGCAUCCUGUUUGCGGACAUCGUCGGCUUCACCAGAAUGUCUGCGAAUAAAUCGGCUCCGGCCUUGGUGGGCCUCCUCAAUGAUCUGUUUGGACGUUUUGAUCGUCUUUGUGAACUGACUUGCUGUGAGAAGAUCAGCACCCUCGGGGAUUGCUAUUACUGCGUGGCGGGCUGCCCCGAGCCCAGGCCGGACCACGCCUACUGCUGCGUGGAGAUGGGCCUCGGCAUGAUCCAGGCCAUCGACCAGUUCUGCCAGGAGACCUGCGAGACCGUCAACAUGCGGGUCGGCGUCCACACGGGCACGGUUCUGUGCGGCAUCCUGGGGAUUAAACGCUUCAAGUUUGACGUGUGGUCCAACGACGUCAAUCUGGCCAACCUGAUGGAGCAGCUGGGAGUGGCAGGCAAGGUGCACCUGUCGGAGGCCACUGCCUCGUUCUUGGAUGACCGCUACCAAAGGGAGGACGGCCGAGUGGCGGAGAGAGCCGCUCAGAACGUGCUGGAGAAACUGAAGGGGAUGAGAACGUACCUGAUUUCAGGAAAGAUGUGGGAGUGCGAUGUGCAAUGUAGCUGCCCCCAGAUGAGAGCACCAGGUGGGGAGAUUGUGGGUGUCAGUCAUCCCUCCUGUCCUCAUGGGCCUGACCUCAUACUUGGAGGCGCACAAGCUGCAGAACCUUUACUGCUCCACCAGCCUGCCGACAGAACCGGGCCUCCGAGCUGUAGCUUGGUUGUGUCCUCUGCUGGGGACCAGAGUUGUGAUGUUGCUGUGCUCAACGGCUGCCAGGAAGAACACAAGACAAGCAGCAGCAAGUGUCUCUCAGGCCACAGUCCCAGAGCGGCCAACGGUCUGCUGAGCCCCCCCCUGGAUGACCCGGUGGGAGCCAGCCAGAGCUCCCUCUGCGACAUGCUCCAGGAGAAGGAGAAAAAGACCAGCACUGGGACUGGCACCAGUCUUGGCAUGGCUGGUGGUGCUGGGACAGCAAGCACCGGAAUGGAUCACUCCGCUCUCAUCCAGCUGCGUGCCAAAAACUUCAGAGAAAAGAGCGACGCCCACUUUGUGGACGUUAUCAGGGAAGACAGUUUGAUGAAGGAUUACUUCUUCAAGCCGCCAAUCAACAAGAUCAGCCUGAACUUCCUGGAGAGCCGCCUUGAAAGAGUCUAUCGUAGCAGCUAUCGUGAAGAGGUGAACAAUCGAGUCCAAGUGGAGACGUUCGCAAGUUCCACCUUCAGCAGCUUCAUGGACGUUCUGCUCAGCUGUUUCGUCUUCUUGGCUCUGACCGUGGCGUGUUUUCUGCCCCCUAUGGUGAGUCCGGCCACCGUCGGACCGCCAUCCUCCGCUGCCUUGGUGUUGGCCCCCCUGGCAGCUGUGCUGGAGCUGGCCUCACUGCUGCUGUCCAUACGCAUGGCCUUCUAUCUGGAUGAAGUGAUGAACUGCACGCACACCCUCAUCCUGAUUGUGUCGGGGUGGGUUGCGCGUCACAUAAUUGGGGCAGUGUUGGUCUCUCUACCUGCCAUCUCCGUCUUGUCCCACCUGAACUUCACUGCACACCUUCCUCUACAGGUGACCAUGUUUUUAUGCUGCGCCACCAUCCUCGCCAUCAUCCAAUAUUGCAACUUCUGUCAGCUCAGUUUUUGGAUGCGCUCAAUCCUGGCGACGGCUACUGGGGCUGCAUUGCUGCUGCUGUUGUACAGUACGUUACACAGUGCUGGAAAUAACCUGCCAGCUCACGGGUUGAACGUGUCCUCGUCCAGUGCUGCAAACUUGACUCCAAAACCAGACUCGUUGCCACCACCUCUUCAUAAUCUGGUGCCGGAGGUUGUGCUGGCCUUCUUCCUGCUGCUGCUCCUUGUUUGGUUUCUCAAUCGUGAAUUUGAAGUUAGCUACCGUCUGCAUUACCAUGGGAACUUGGAGGCAGACAAACACCGCCACAAGAUCCAGACGAUGCGGGACCAGGCUGAGUGGCUGCUGGGCAACAUCAUCCCUAUUCAUGUCGCUGACCAGCUGAAGGUGACACAGAGUUACUCCAAAAACCACGACAGUGUGGGAGUGAUCUUUGCCAGCAUUGUGAACUUCAGUGAGUUCUAUGAGGAGAGCUACGAGGGAGGCAAAGAGUGCUACCGCGUCCUGAACGAGCUGAUCGGGGAUUUCGACGAGCUUCUCCGUAAACCGGAAUUCAAAAGUGUCGAGAAGAUCAAGACCAUCGGCGCCACCUACAUGGCAGCUUCAGGUCUGAAUGUGCGGCAGAAGUCGGAGAAUGAUGAGGAGUCUCCACAUGCUCACCUGAAGGCCCUUUUCAACUUCGCCUUGGAGAUGAUGGGGGUCCUGGACGACUUUAACAAGAACAUGUUGGGUUUUGGGUUUAAACUGCGGAUCGGGUUUAACCACGGUCCGUUGACGGCAGGCGUGAUUGGCACCACAAAGCUGCUCUAUGACAUCUGGGGAGACACUGUCAACAUCGCCAGUCGCAUGGACUCGACCGGUGUGGAGUGUCGGGUGCAGGUGAGCGAAGAAAGCCAUGCAGUGCUCUGCGCUAUGGGAUUGGAGUUUGACUACAGAGGCACGGUGAAUGUCAAAGGCAAAGGGCAAAUGAGGACCUUUCUGUACCCCAAAAAUGGGCAACAUGUGUGCCAAGAACAACUGGAGCCCGGCACGACGGCGCUCUUACAGACAGAUUCGUCAUUUACACAGAAAGGUUCUGCCCUGGUUGCGGAUCCCCCCACACCCUCUGGCUCCAUGCUGGGCCAGACACAAAACACUGCAAAGCAUUUAGGCGUUCAACCCAAGCCAGCCCAAGUUAAGUUGAAAGGCUUGAAGGAUGAAGGAUACCGGGACUCUUGUAGCACUUCUGAACUAGCUGCAGAAACAGGUGCAGCACAAGGUCUUCUCUCAGAGGAGGACAACGAGGCUGAUGAGCUAACCAAACUCAAUGAGGAGUUUUAUUCUCGGCUUUGAUCCGCCUUCCCAGCUGCUAGUGUUCCAGACCGUCACCGAUGAGGAGCCUUUUUUCUUAAGCGAUUGUCUUAACAGAGAACGCAGACACUAGUUUGGACUCCAGAAUGGCUGCAGCGGUGUUGUUGUCUGGGAGGGUGAACCUGUGUAGAGCACAGCCCGUGGAAGGAUCCAAGCGCGGACGGACAGGUUGACUUGAUGUUUUUGUUUAUUGUCAUACUAAAGUGCCUUCAGGACUAGAGUAGCAAGCGAACAAAGAUCACUUCGAACAACAUUUCGACAAUCAUUUUGUGGGAUUGAACUUUUGAAAAUGCUGUCGGUUCCUGCUUCAGCCUCCUUCAAAUGAUCACCAUCCUUGUGCCAUAUUAACUAGUUUCAAUUUAAUCCAGUUCUCAUGCAUGUCGACGAUUCAUAUCGUUUUUUUCUAAAGAAAAAAAGUGCCAGUGCAACCUGAUAAAUCACUCAGCAGUGUUACUCGGCUCAGAAGGGCUCGCUAAACUGUGCGUGCACAGACGUGCGGUGAGGUUCGGUGCAGACAGAUUCCCAUUUAUCGAUGGCCCUCAGAUGACCAAUCUUAAGCACAAAACAAAAAGGGAAUUCAUAUUCGGGGAAAAAGGGGAAUUUUGCAAAUGCCGCAUCACAAAGCAUGAGGGCACUUUAAAUAAAGCUAAAUUGUGAAGAUCAGAACAGACCUAUGUUGUGUCAUAUCCCUUGGCCUAAGAGGGAUGGAUAGUUCUCACUCCUGCUUUCACAGGCUGAGGGUAUGUAUGAAAUGUCCGAUGACUAACAGGUGUAUUGUUACUUAAAGUGUAACUGUGAGUCACUGUUGAGUUCCUGCUAGAUGACAAGGUCAUCAAGAUAGUGGUCAAAGCACAGACACGACCUCAGAAUUUUCUAUUGCUACAUUCAUAGCCAGGAGCAGUAACACACAUUGGUCAGUCCAUCGCUUUGUUAACAGUGUAUUCUGUAUUUCUAAGAGUUUUCUGAUCUGGCACCAACCCUUUUUUUUAAAGACCCUGCUGCUGUGUUAUUUUGCUACGAUUGUACCACUCGGAUGGAGUUCAGUGUAGGUGCGGUGCGGCCUGAUUUAGCGGAUUAUCUUGUAGUGCCGUUUUGGGGAUAGCUUUUGUCAAAAAGGGAUGAAGAAAGAAUGCUCUUAAUGCAACAUUUUUAGUAAAUUCCACUUUUUAAGUGCUUAUAUUUUCUCAUAGUCGGUCAUUACCUGGUUGCCUUUUCGACUCCCGACACUCAAGUCAUGUCUGUAAUUUACUUUUAUGGUUUGCCUUCGCUGCAAAAAGCACUUCCAUUCUAUUGUGUGUGUGUGUGUGUGUGAUGGUGUGUGGGAAACUAGAAAGUCUGUAAUUGUUCCCCCUUUAUCUAAACUCCAAAUUUGAGGGAAUAUAUUGGUAAACGAACCUGCAAAAAAAACGGAUCACCUCAUGUUGUGUCGCAUAUUAAUUUUAAAUAUUUUUACCAUGACUAAAAAAUACAGCUUUGAUUGUGGACAACAUUGAAAUGUGCCUUUAAAUGAACAGUAUUUGUUCUCCAUCAGUGUAUGAGCUGCGGUUAUUUGUAUCAAAUAAUCACUGCCAGAGAAAUGGACUUCAAAUGAAAACAAAUAAUAGCAGUUAUAGGAAAGUGUCUUGAUCGAUAUGAAAAUGUAUAGUUUAUGCAAGAAAGAGUAACAUAUAAAGUAUAGAGAUAUCUCCGUAAUUAUAGCAUUUCAAGAGUAUUAAAACUGGUAUGGUGAGGCGUCACAUUUUCAUCAGAUACACUUUAUUUAGAGGCAGUGUUGUUUGAAUAACCAUUUGCACAUCUUGUGGUUCAACAUGCAGGACAAGUCAAAAAGCCUUUCUGACACUGUGUUUUGGAUUUAUUUUGGGGAAAUCCUUCAAGUCGCAAUGUGCAGUCAUAUGAACGCAUUGAUGGAAUCUAUUUGUGGAGAAGUUGUGGAAGCAAUCUUUUUAAUAGUUUGUGAGAAAAAUGACUGUACCGUGACAAAAAAAGGAACCACAUUCAGUUUCAACAGUGGGUUAGCAUUCGCAUAUAAUUGACUCUGCUAUAUGUUCUAAACACUUUUUUAUUUAAAGAAAUAAGAAAAAAGUACAUUGAUAGAAUUUUUACCUUUUAUGUAUUUGUUUCAUGGAAGAUUUGUAUAUUUGUUUUGUGCACAUUAUCUCUGUAUCUUUUAUCAACACAACAGCAUAAUGUAUACACAAUUGCACAUCGCACUCGGUGUUUGUACAUAUGCAGUUACUUUAUGUCACCUAUGAUUUUCUUUUUUAUACAUGUGCAUGUGUCCGAUUUUGCCAGACUAUGAAAAACACACAUUAUUGACCCAAGUCAUUGUGUGUCUGUUUGAGUAUGUGUGAGUGCAGUGACUUUAUUACUUGCAGUAUGAUUGAAAUAAGUGAGAAAUUAUUAAAACAAAUCAUACAAAAUAAAAUCAAAAAAACAAAAACAGAGUGAAGCGAAUGUUGGCUGUUUUUGAUUGUGUGGUUUGUAUGUUUAUAUGAGAGGUUUGCUCUGACUGGAGUCCCUGCGACUCUCAGACAUGUUAUAUAAAAGAAGGCAUGAUUCACCAAUUUCUUUGUCUCUCAAUGACCUGUUGUAUGUAAAUGUUUUAUAGCAGUAACUUUUCCCACCAAUUUGAGUCUCACUAGUUUGUUGUAUAUUCAUUACUGAGCAUUUUCUUUCCCACAAUACUGAUUUACUGAUACCUGCUAUGUCGGUAACUAAAAAUAUUUAAUGCUAAAUGUUCAAUUGGGUUUAGUUUUUUUUGUCAUAUCUCAAAUAAUUGUCUGUAAAUGUCAAUGUGUUGCUGUGAUUGGAACCCAGGAAAGGUGCCGUAAAACAACAAGUGUAUUAUUAUUAGUUCAAAUUUUCUGCACUUUUCUUGACAACACUUGAUAGUUUGCUGUUACAGUCGUGGUACUAAAGCAUCUUUUGAGAUGCUACUCCACUGCAUUUGUAUUUGUACCUGUGUGUUUUUAAGGUCACAAGAACCGUUGUGUCAGUGGUUGAAGAUACAGCUGAUGCCGGGUGAACGUCACCUAGAUCAAGUGGUUUGGCUGUCAGAGGGAAUCAGGCUAAUGGCGUGAUCUGGAAUACAAGUUUGAGGUGUUCGAUAUCAUGCUUACUUCCCUUUUAAACACUGCUGAGCGACUGCUUGUCCAUUACUUGUUUUCCAAAAGAGGAAUGAUGAACAUUUCAGUGUUGUCAAGAUUAUCACGAGAAGUCACUUAUGUAUUUGUUCAGCUGUCUACUGUUUAAUGAUAAUAUGACAGUGAACAACAUGACCAGAAAAACAAAUGAACUUUAAUAAAAUGAG
Messenger RNA from Synchiropus splendidus (mandarinfish), 9395 nucleotides. Its product is annotated as adenylate cyclase type 9-like. Bases 1781 to 6067 code for a protein of 1428 amino acids. Gene Ontology annotation, molecular function: adenylate cyclase activity. The record is from RefSeq and is a predicted model, not a curated record. The transcript has 11 exons. Gene Ontology annotation, biological process: cyclic nucleotide biosynthetic process; adenylate cyclase-activating G protein-coupled receptor signaling pathway; intracellular signal transduction. NCBI's taxonomy places the organism in Eukaryota, Metazoa, Chordata, Actinopteri, Syngnathiformes, Callionymidae.